AAACAGGAAGCAAGUAUUAGUGUAAGAACUUGCCAGUCAAAUUUAUGUUGCACGACUGCGUGUCACAUACCAAAACAUUGACGUACUUCAUAACUGUUUCGUGCAAGUUGCAGUGCGUGCAAGGCCACAGGCACGUACUAUCAACAAGGAUCGUCAUCUUUCAUUUCCGAUUGCAAAAGCUCAGUUCAAUGUUGCUGAAAACAGAUGAACUACACUUCGAAACUGACGGAAAGGAGCACAGAACAGUGCGAGCUAAAGUUUCGACUAUGCAGGCACCCAACGAUGCAUUAUGAAACCAUUCAGAGAGGAAUGAAAGGCACCCUGACCGGCCGGCCACACGUUUUUUCUUUCAACCGUUCAAACCCCUGACUGCGCUCACCAUAUGGCGCAAGGUGAUAUCGAAAUAUCUUCCCAAUUCUCUCGUUCUGUCAGAAUAACUGGUGCUGGAUGAGCUGUUUUUCAUGACCUUUAGUAUGUGGCAUUGUAUGGAUAUCAGAUACGGAAGACAACGUGCAAUGGAACGAGAUGGCUGCUGAAUGCACAAUGGCACACGAACUCGGAGUCCAAGUUCAUUAAUUUCAGCGAAUGUGUGAGUGGUAAAAGAGGGAAACUCUGAUUACGUAUCGCACAGAAUACUGCACCAAACAUCUAUUGUCUAGUAAUGUCGUGAGUAUUACUAGUACUUGCUUUCAGAUCUUCUGUGCAUUGUAAGCGCCCACACUGCAGCGCCCACAGCAACGUUCAGAAAAAGCUGAACAUUUGCGUGUACAUGUGUUGCCAUUAACUGAGCGAAUAAAAAGGCAUUUGGGGACAGUAACGGUACCACAUUAAGUUGCUGAAAGGUUGUGAACAUAGCAUCUGCUAUGUCGAAUAUUACGAGUAGUGUCAACACUUCGCUCUUAAACGCUAUUGUAAACAGCACAGCAGACGAUGCGACAACUCCGAAUUUCCCUGCUAUCAGCACAACAAUCGUUUUUAUCCUCAGCGUUUCGGCGAAUAUUCUCGUUCUUUAUUUGUUUUAUCGUAUUAGUAACUUAACUAAAAAGCCUUUUAAUGUUUUUAUGCUCAAUCUGAUUAUAACGGAUUUUAUUUAUUGUGUUUGGGAAAAUGCCUUCGACAUCGGGAUUAACUUUUAUCCCGGCUACUGGAAAACCAGAAAUUCAGCUAUUUGUUCAGUGUACAUCUACAGCAACUACCUUCUACAAGCUGCAACAUGCAACGCGCAUUUGCUUAUUACUCUCAACCGGCUUUGGGCCAUUUUAUUCCCACACUCCUAUAAGACCAACCAAAAGGUCAGCGUUUUUGUUGGAAUCUGUGGAAUAAAGUGGGCAUACCUCCACGUCGUAAUGAUGCCCGGCUUUGUCAAUGACCACCUGUACUAUCGGAAGGAUGUCACCAUUAACGGCUGCUUUAUCAACCUGGAAGCCCAACCCACAUGGAAUGUGACAAUGAUUUUUCUCCUCUUCAUUGUCCCUUUAUGCGUCAUGGUGGUGGCGUUUCCUUUUAUUUUCUACAAGCACCGUGUUCGGCAGAACGAACUGCGUCGUCUCCGUCCAUCACCCAACUCCAAUACAAAUACCGCUACGCUGCAAAAAGCGAUCAGCAAAGCGGCAGUGACUAGUGAGAACAUAACACUAAAGGAACCGCAGACUGCGGAACAAACAGAGGGUAAGGCCAUUGAUACCCGCAAAAGUGAAACUUCAAAAGCCAAUUCCCAGCCAAUAUUGAUACUGACCCUGCUGACGCUGAGUGCCACAAUCUGCUGGACGCCCAACUUCAUUGUGUACACUUAUUAUACAUUCGUUCCUUUUCCAGAUGAUCUGACGAUUUUUAGUGUGGUGACCUUUUUGUACAGCAUACAGCUGCUCAUGGAUCCCAUCCUAUUUAUUGUUGCUUUGAAUGACCUGAGAGCUGCAUUUUUUCAAUUAUUUACAACAAAAGGCUUCAUACUAAAAUAA
Messenger RNA from Paramacrobiotus metropolitanus, 1958 nucleotides. RefSeq names its product proteinase-activated receptor 3-like. The coding region runs from base 864 to 1958 and encodes 364 amino acids. Gene Ontology annotation, molecular function: G protein-coupled receptor activity; neuropeptide binding. The record is from RefSeq and is a predicted model, not a curated record. Gene Ontology annotation, cellular component: membrane; neuron projection. The transcript is spliced from 3 exons. Gene Ontology annotation, biological process: neuropeptide signaling pathway. NCBI's taxonomy places the organism in Eukaryota, Metazoa, Tardigrada, Eutardigrada, Parachela, Macrobiotidae.